CAGCCCGGGGCUGCCGGCGCCGACCGCGCCAUUGUUGGGGGAGGGGGCGGGCGCGGAGUCCGGGGCGAGCGGAGGCGCGGGCGGCGGUGGAGCGGAGCGGACGCGCCCCAUGGGGAACACGCUGACCUGUUGCGUGUCCCCCAAUGCCAGCCCCAAGCUGGGCCGGCGCGCGGGGCCGGCGGAGCCCGACUACGAGUCUGAGAUCUACGAGGCGGCGGCCGGGGACGCGGUGGCGGUAGCGCCGGCGCCCGCUGCGGCCGUGGAGCCCUCCGAGUUGGAUUUCGGAGCCGGCGAGGGCCACCACCUGCAGCACAUCAGCGACCGAGAGAUGCCCGAAGAUUUAGCUUUGGAAUCAAACCCUUCCGACCAUCCAAGGGCAAGCACAAUUUUCCUCAGCAAAUCUCAAACGGAUGUGCGUGAAAAGAGGAAGAGCAACCAUUUAAACCAUGUAUCUCCAGGGCAGCUUACUAAAAAGUAUAGCUCAUGCUCAACAAUAUUUCUAGAUGACAGCACAGUCAGCCAGCCUAACCUUAGAACCACAAUAAAAUGUGUGACCUUAGCAAUAUAUUACCACAUAAAGAACAGAGAUGCAGAUAGAUCCCUGGACAUUUUUGAUGAGCGAUCGCAUCCACUCACAAGAGAGAAAGUUCCAGAGGAAUACUUUAAGCAUGACCCUGAACACAAAUUUAUUUACAGAUUUGUUCGUACGCUUUUUAGUGCUGCACAGCUGACAGCAGAAUGUGCAAUAGUGACACUGGUUUACUUAGAGAGGCUUUUAACUUACGCUGAGAUCGACAUCUGCCCCACCAACUGGAAAAGAAUUGUUCUGGGAGCCAUUCUUCUUGCCUCCAAGGUUUGGGAUGACCAGGCUGUGUGGAAUGUGGACUACUGCCAGAUCCUCAAGGACAUCACAGUUGAGGACAUGAAUGAGAUGGAAAGGCAUUUCUUGGAGCUGCUCCAAUUUAAUAUUAAUGUUCCUGCCAGUGUUUAUGCCAAAUACUACUUUGACCUUCGCUCCUUAGCAGAUGACAACAACCUGAAUUUUCUGUUUGCGCCUCUCAGCAAGGAAAGAGCACAGAACCUAGAGGCCAUUUCAAGAUUGUGUGAAGACAAAUACAAAGACUUGUGUAGAGCUGCUAUGAGAAGAUCCUUAAGCGCUGAUAAUUUCAUUGGGAUGCAGCGCUCUAAUGCCAUCCUCUCUUAAUGGAGAGAGACGUGAGGAGUGACAACACCGGGAGCUCCUCAGUGACAAGGCUGGAGAGAGAGCACUUCUCCUGGUCAGAGGCCAGCAGAGGUGGGGCUCCACCGAGCGAAAGACCUCGAUUCAAGAGACUCUGGACAGUGACUGCUGACUCCAUAGGAAAGAAUGGGACCUUGUCAAAGCAACCACUCUCUGUCCUUUGUAAUGUAAACAGUUACAAAAACCACUCCAAAGCAAAAGCUCUGACCACACAGAUAUUGCUUACCAUGUAGGCCAAUGGCUGUGAAAUAUGUGAGGUUUUGAAAUUGUUUGAAUUUUUAGACUUUUGUUUGAGACAGGGUCUUACAUUGCCUGGGCUGGCCUCAAACUCAAUAUAAGAUUGAGGCUGGCCUUUAACUCCUAAUCUUCCUGCCUCUACCUCCCAAGUGCUGGGAUUACCGUGCCUGGCUCAAACUUUUAGACUUUAAAGACACUAACCAUAAAAUAUUUUUUUCUUGUUUUUCUUGCCACCCCCCGCCACCCACCCACCCAACUGCUGCAUACGCUUUUAGAAUUGUUCAGUAUUACCAUUAAAACAUGAGAUUCCUUCCCCAUUUUUGUGGUGCUGGGAAUCAAACUGGGGGCCUGGCCUGUGCUUGGUGAGCAUUUGAGCACUGAGCUACACCUCAGCCCCAAACAUGGGGUACGUAACACUCGUAAAACCACCUGGUAGCAGAUUGUAGCAUCAGUAGGUAGUAACGGUUCUCCACUGUAUCAUCUGGGCUGCUAGCCAUUAUUGGCAGUCAGUUUACCAGAAAGCCGCUGGCUGAGACUGACCAUUCGUACUCUUUGCAGUCACGUUUGCUAGCAUUUUGGUAUGUUUGGAGCCACAGAGAGAAAACAUCAGUUGUUGAUUAUUUCUGUUGGGUCCAUGCUGCAUUUCCUGUGAAAUGGUGCUUCUCAUUUUCUGAUGAUUUUUCUCUUAUUUGUUAAACAAGUGUAUUAAAAGAUAUUUUCAUAAUGCCAAACAACAUAGCAGUCCAGUGAUCAUGAUCAAAUGGCAAAAAUACAAGGUGUCCCCCAAAUUACUGAUAGCUUCAUACUUACGGAACUGUGUCUGGACUCUCUGGGACACUGCAGCAGAAGUAUAAAAGCCACAAACUUUCAAAAAACCUCAUUUGAAAGUUUUAAUCUUACCAAUUUGAAAUAAUUAAGCUAAUUUAAUUUUUCUCUUGAAGAUUGCAAACUAUGAACCAAAAAUUAAAAUUAAAGGCUUAGUAUUCCAAAUUUGGGGAAUUAAGUUGAAAAGUAACUUAAAACUUUUAAGUAAUGUUUCAUUAGUUUGUAGCAUUUAUAAUUCUACAGGUGUCAGAGCUGACAACUGCAUUGAGAUUUGGGAGCUGCCUUGUAUUUCUAUGGAAGCACUCUUUUUUUUUUUUCAAGUAAUUCUUUGCCAGGCUGGGCGCUAACUGCUUUGAUCACCAAAGUGUCUUUACAUUCAGUUAAGAGGGUUAUGAAAAGCAGUAUUAACUCACAUAUAACAAAUGAAAAGAAAUCAGAUCCUCAAACAGCAGGAGAAAUGAGCAAUUAAAGAUCUAUCCUGCUUGUUGGCCCAGGUGCAGACAUCUUCUAAACUGUACCCUAAGCACAGGCUUUAAAAGGCAGGGAGUAAAUGAUUGGGGAAAUGAUGACAGCAGCGCCUAAAUCUGAAAUAAUAAAAGAUUUGUGUUCUACAUGUGUACAUUCUAUUUCUCUCACAUGUAACCGUGGAAAUCUUACCUGUAAACAGGACCUUUGUGGGGCAAGAAUACUUUCUCUUAAGGCUGCAAUGUUACACACGCUCUCAAGUGCUGCCAGGUUCAUCAUUUAUAAAGGACAGACAUAAAUGUUAAGGAAGGAUGUAUGAAAUAUUACAAUCUACCACCUCAAAAUACAUUGUUUAUGGAGUUCAGAGCUUAGAGAUUCAAGUAUUGAUUGUGGUUUUUCUUUCCCAUGUUUAUAUUAAAAGAAAAGCUAAUAAAUUCUAUUUUAAUUAAAAUAUGGCUAGUGUGUUUGUACCACUCCUCUGUCCACAGGCCAUUACAGCUC
Psammomys obesus (fat sand rat) is the source of this 3268-nucleotide messenger RNA. RefSeq names its product cyclin Y like 1 (gene Ccnyl1). The record is from RefSeq and is a predicted model, not a curated record. NCBI's taxonomy places the organism in Eukaryota, Metazoa, Chordata, Mammalia, Rodentia, Muridae. Gene Ontology annotation, cellular component: plasma membrane. Bases 110 to 1204 code for a protein of 364 amino acids. Gene Ontology annotation, biological process: regulation of cyclin-dependent protein serine/threonine kinase activity; regulation of canonical Wnt signaling pathway. Gene Ontology annotation, molecular function: protein kinase binding; cyclin-dependent protein serine/threonine kinase activator activity. The transcript has 10 exons.